Molecule: messenger RNA, 2135 nt
Organism: Camellia sinensis
Lineage: Eukaryota; Viridiplantae; Streptophyta; Magnoliopsida; Ericales; Theaceae
Product: U3 snoRNP-associated protein-like EMB2271
Cellular component (GO): small-subunit processome
Molecular function (GO): protein binding; U3 snoRNA binding
Source: RefSeq, a predicted model, not a curated record
CUCUCUCCCCCUCUCUAUCUUGUCUCACAAAACCCUCACGAUAAACCCUAAUCUCUUUCUCUCUCUCUACACUGAAACUGUGAUCAGAAACCCUAAUCAUUUCAAAACGUUGCAACUUUUCUCUCUCUAAAACUGCAUAUUGCUAUAUCUACAUACACCUUUAUCUGCAUUGAAUUGCUUCAUUUCGUCAUGAAGAACAACAACCUGAAGAGAAAGAAAGCUCCAGCUCAAAAGGGAACCAAAAGAGCCAAGAGAGAUUUCUCAAUCAACGCAGACCCAUUCUUUGACGCCGAACCGAAACGCAGAACAAAAAUCGCUGACGAUGAGGACAUAGAGAGCGGAGACGAGUCGGAAGAAGAAUUCAACGAGUCCGGCGGAGAAAGAAGAUCGGCGGCGGAGGAGGAAGAAGAAGAGACUGCGGCGGAGAAGAGGAAGAGAGUUGCGGAUGCGUAUUUGGAGAAGAUAAGGGCGAUAGCGAAGAGGGAGCAGGAGGACGAGGAUGAGGAGAGAGGGAGCGGUGAUGAGGGGGAGAGAGAAGGCGAGAGGGACACGCUUGUAGCUCAGAUUCUGCAGCAGGAGCAGCUUGAAGAGAGCGGUCGUAUUCGCAAAUUGAUUGCUUCGAGGGUUCAAAAGCGAGAAACUGCUGAUGGAUAUCGGGUCUUGGUGAAGCACCGGCAGUCCGUCACUGCUGUAGCUCUGUCUGAGGAUGACCUGAAGGGGUUUUCUUCUUCCAAGGAUGGCACUAUUGUUCAUUGGGAUGUAGAUAGUGGGAAAGUUGAAAAAUACCUUUGGCCGAGUGAGAAAGUACUAAGGUCCCAUGGUGCAAAAGAUCCAAAGGGUAGAGCUACAAAGCAAAGUAAGCAUGUUUUGGCAUUGGCUGUUAGCUCAGAUGGUCGUUACUUAGCAAGUGGAGGCUUAGAUCGUCAUGUUCAUUUAUGGGAUACCCGCACGCGAGAGCAUGUUCAGGCUUUUCCAGGUCAUCAAGGACCUGUGUCAUGUUUGACUUUCAGACAAGGGACUUCAGAACUGUUUUCGGGUUCAUUUGAUCGAACUGUUAAGAUAUGGAAUGCAGAAGAUAGAGCUUACAUAAGCACAUUAUUUGGUCACCAAAGUGAAGUGUUAACUAUUGAUUGCUUGAGGAAAGAACGGGUUUUGACUGCUGGACGUGAUCGGGCUAUGCACUUGUUUAAAGUCCCCGAAGAAUCACGGCUAGUAUUUCGUGCUCCAGCAACAUCUCUGGAGUGCUGUUGUUUUAUUAAUAAUGACGAAUUCUUAUCGGGCUCGGAUGAUGGAAGUAUUGAGCAUUGGAACAUUCUGCGGAAGAAGCCCGCUCACAUCAUAAGAAAUGCCCAUGCUUUGUUGACUUCUCACGGGUUGGAACAAAGAAGUAAUGAAGGAUUACCAAAUGGGCACGCAGAUUCCACUCCUGCAGAAAAUGGCAUUCACAUUCCUGAAAACUGUAUUUCAUCAGCACACUCCUGGGUGAGUUCUGUUGCUGUAUGUAGAAGCAGUGAUCUUGCUGCUUCAGGAGCUGGUAAUGGUUAUGUUCGUCUAUGGGAAAUUGAAAAUGAGUCCAAAGGCUUACGGCCCUUAUUUGAGCUCCCAGUGGUGGGGUUUGUAAAUUCAUUGGCUUUUGCGAAAUCUGGACAAUUCCUGGUGGCUGGAGUUGGGCAGGAACCGCUUAGGAAGGUGGGACGUAUUCCUGCUGCUCGAAAUGGAGUCGCUGUGCAUUCCUUGAAGCUCUUGUGAAAUUGGGUAUAGGGUUCCUCAAUUUUGACUGACCUGAGUUUAGAAAUUAAAAUGAGAAUUUGAUGUUUGCCGGUCUUUUUUGUGAUCUUUAAAAUUUAUCAAUGACCGAUAUAUUUCAACUACGUUUUUGUACAUUCUGUUGAUUUUAUCUUUUUUCGUUCUCAUGGAUUAAAAAGAAAAGAAAGGGAAUUUCAUGUGGACAUGGAGCUUUUCCAUGUGUUUUUAUUGGAAGGGUAGGUAUAGGGCAUUACCAAAGGGGACUGCCAUAUUUGAUUUUGAAUUUUAGAUGGUUUAGGGUCAUAAAUUGUUACUUUUUGAGUGGCAAUAUGUUAGGUAUUAUAUAUUUAAACAAGUUUUGCCUAAAUACAUAAUUUAAAUGCCUUGUA